AUGCGCGGUGAACGUCUACCGGACGGCGGCUGCGCGUGCCAGCCGUACUUCUUCGGCUCGAUCUGCCAGUACACGAGUCGCUGCGAUCAGGGCCAUAUUAGGCACGGCAGGUGGGUCGCUGUUUUUCUUCCGCCGGAUGGAGAUGCAUAUUUAGGUGUAUCUGCCAAAAAGGAUUGGGGCGGUGACUAUUGUCAUCUGAUCGUCUGUCAUUACGGGUAUCCAGACGUCAUGAACCGAUCGCGGUCCUGCAUCUGCCCGCCCAAGUACAAGGGCGCCCACUGCGACCAAUGCGCCCAGGUGGGACCAAAAAUUGGCGUCUACCCGAAGUGCGCCGUCAGCCUGAUUCCCCGCCAUGCGAUGGCUCGGAAAAAGACCAAAUCACAGAUCCGCUCCCACCUCGUCAUCAUCCUGGGCGCGUGCGGGUUCCUGGCCGUCCUCGCGCUGGCCAUGGCCUACGUGCACUACCGCCGGAAAAAGGCCAAAAACCCAGAAAUUGAACUGGCUCGCCAGCAAGAACUCAACGAGCGCGCGGCAAUGCUCACCGAGCAGGCCAUGCGCAGGUACUGGCUCUCAGUUUUCAUACUUUUGGCGCUGGACUCGCUCUUCCGGGACCGCAACGAAAGCGCUCUCUGCUUGGGACUUUCCAACUCAGAAGAGACUUCCCCAGCGAACGGCGCUCUUCCGGGGAGCGACGCCGCUCGUUGCCCUAUCCAUUCGCUACAAGGCCCCGCCGGGCAACGGCUGAUGAUUAGGGAACGAUACCUUAAAGGAUUCCCGGGCGGGCAGAAGUAUCAAACUAAGCGCCAUCACAAU
Mesorhabditis spiculigera is the source of this 813-nucleotide messenger RNA. The record is from the annotation of a GenBank genome assembly. NCBI's taxonomy places the organism in Eukaryota, Metazoa, Nematoda, Chromadorea, Rhabditida, Rhabditidae.